Molecule: messenger RNA, 402 nt
Organism: Schizophyllum commune H4-8
Lineage: Eukaryota; Fungi; Basidiomycota; Agaricomycetes; Agaricales; Schizophyllaceae
Exons: 3
Coding region: 1-402 (133 amino acids)
Source: RefSeq, a predicted model, not a curated record
AUGAUCUUCAAGGCGCAUAUACUCACGUCCACCGCUCGCCAUACUGACUCGCACCUCACAGAAAAGACCGGCUUCCAUGGCGCUAUGUAUGCGGACCCCGAUCGGAAAGUGUUUCGUGCGCUCGGCAUGAAUGUCGAGACGUUGGAUAGGACCCCGGCAGGGCAGGAGCCCAAGAAGUAUCUCCCUCAGGGUAAUAUCAGGAGUUCUGACGUCGAGAUGCAGCAAGCCUUCAAAAAUCCAUCGUUGCUGGGAAAGCAAGGCAAGAUCUCUCAGCUGGGCGGCGAGUUCGUUCUGGGUCCAGGCAACGUGUGCACCUUCGCCUCGCGGAUGAAGCAUACGGAAGACCGUGCGUAUCAACCGGUCUGGGCUGUCCCUAUACUUGCUGAUACAGGCCAUUUGUAG